Durusdinium trenchii is the source of this 1520-nucleotide messenger RNA. Lineage: Eukaryota; Dinophyceae; Suessiales; Symbiodiniaceae. The record is from the annotation of a GenBank genome assembly.
UGCUUUUCGUGUUUCUGGCAUAGCAAUGGAUCACUGACAUGGAGAAGCUGCUUCAUGCUCUCGCGGAGAAACUUCCUGCAAAUGCAGGACGCUCCACUGUGGAGUUGGCCUUUCGCUCUGCUGUGGAUGCCUUGCCCAAGUCGAAGAUUCGAGAUGAGCUGCUCUUGAAGCAGACUCGUCUGAUUGGGCGACUUCGAUCGCUGGUCCGAUCCAAAGUGGAAGAAAGCAAGCCAGGAGAAGUAGCUGAAGAGCCACAGGAGCUUCCUGAAGGAGAUGCCCCAGGCGAUCCUGCAGCAUGCUUCCAAGGUGUUGAUAUCAAUAAGCCGGGAGAUUGCAUCAAGCAUUGCCAAAGUCUCCUGCAAGAUGCCCUGGUCAGCCUUGAUCCUGCAGCUCGGAGUGAAGAGGCCCUUGCUGCUUUGGUGGCACUCUUCCCGCCGGAGAGUGGACCAUGGAGGCUGGAGUCUGGCGACCUCGAAGCUCUUGUGCAGAUGCUGCCUUGCGCGGCGACGGCGUUGGGUACGCAGAACACCAUUGCCUGGAGGCGCUUUCUGGGCCUUUGCGUCGCAGCUCCGUUGCGCUUGACCCAGGAUUCACCGGAUCCAGAUGAGACAAUGAAGGUCGUGGAGCGCUUGGCCUGCACCGCGGCCGUCCUCGCGACAGCUCCGGCCGCCCGCACGGCAGUGCGGAUUGCAACUGCGUCAGCCAGCCUGACGUCAGUGUCGCAAUCUCAUCUUGCAUGCCUUGUACCUGCUUUGCUGCCCUUGCUCCGCAUUGGCUUCCUGAAAGGUUCCUGUGACAGCACGCGCGGCGACCUCCUAGCGCUGCUGGGCGGGCUGCGGGUGCUGCGACUCACCAGGUCGAAGACGCCGCAGUUCUCGGAGAUGCGCCAGAUUCUGACCGCAGCCCUGCUGCGGGAUUUCGAUGCCACGCCGCUGGUGCCGGAGCUGCGACGCCUGGUGGAGGACCACAAAGGCUCCUUGCGACGUGGCAAAGCUUUGUUGAAGAAGUUGAAGGCGGCUGAAGCAAAGACUUCAUCAGCAGCAGUCACAGUGGAACUUGUAGAGGCCCUUGCAGAAGUGCUGCAGCCGUCGGAGUUGGCCAGGCUGGUGAGCUUCAGCGGGCUUCCCUGUGGGGAAGACGAGGAGGUCGAUGCGAAGGCUGCAGCUGCUCGGGCACGUGGCGACUUGUUCUUCGAAGACACGGCUGGGGAUGUGCCGUUGGAGAGCCUAUUGGCUGGUGGCAGUGAAAGCGCUCACCAGGCGCAAGCCCAGGUGCGGAAGCGCACACUGGGGGAGUUGGAAGGCGUCGAAGCUCUUCGUGUCGAUGAGACUGACAACGCCCAGGCCAGCGAUGGAGGUGAGCCUGAAACUCCAGCAAGCACAGGAUCUACAGGCCCAAAGAAGCGCCGGAAGUCGACUGCAUGAGAUGUGCGAAAAAAGGAUGGCCGGAGUCGUCCGUGACAUGCUCUAACUCUUCCGGAGUCGAUGCUUGUUGGGAUUGGCCAGUCUUUGGAAUGAGAC